AUGACUCGUCCUCCGGUUAUGCAGACCGCGUUUUCCCUUACAGGGUCAAUAGCUAUAGUGAAAAGCAUAGAAAGACUCUGUAGAGCACAUCUUCCGGAAAAUUGGAUUUCACAGAAGAAUUUUGAAGAUAGCGAGUUGGUAGAGGUCCUUCAAGAUAUCUCCAAUGCUUUUAGCUUUCAUGAAAAUGUCAACUUUGAUGAAUCCAUUGACAAUUUAACGUGGAAGAAAGUGGGUUUGUUUAUCCUACAAGAAAUAUUAAAUCUAGAUAUCAAAAUUUCUCUGGGAAUUUUAUUAUUGCUUCUGCUUUUACCACUAUUAGGUGUACUACUGCAUGCUGAGAUUACUGAUGAUAGGAAUGAUGAUAUGGAACCUCAAAUGUUACGCCAUUACGAUCCUGCUGAAAGAGCCCUUCUUCAAUUUGGAAAGAAUCAUUCAGAACCUGUACUAGUUAAGGAUCAUAUCAACAGGGGCUCAGUUUCUAGCAAUCGUAACACAAGGAAAAAUACUAAAAAAGCAGUGGUGAAACGACAAAAUAUAGACAAACCUCAAGAAGAGGAGGAGACGAAGGGGAAAGAAGAUUUGACCAAAGAAGGCAAAAUCGUUUCUUAUAUACAAGAAGAAGAUAUAUCUGAUUUCAAAGAGGAAAGUAACUUAAACAGUGAUGAAAGCCCUUCUCCUGUGGGUUUUAAACCAUCAAAACCUGAAGAGGAAAUCGUACAGACCGGAGAAUCAAUUCAAGACGUCGACAACAUAGAUAAUGCCGAAGAAGAAGCCAUUAAAAAUAACGAGACUUCUGAUUCCUUACUUGUUGAACACACUGAUGUGACUGGUUUUGAAAGCAGCGAUAAUCGCUUGGAGAACACCAUGAAUUUUCCUGAAGAGGUUCCUGAUUUGGUGGAGGCCCAAACUGUGAUUGCAGACGCAAGCUCCCAGUUUCCACCUGAUAAAUCUUCAGAUUCUCUUCCAUCAAUACAUGACUCUAUAAGUUCACAUUCAAACAGUGCUCAACUUCAUGUUCACCCUUCUAAGACGACCAAUUUGGAAGGUAAGGUUACAAACGAGCAAGUAUUUUCCCAACCAUUUGUCGUAAGCAAGUAG
Molecule: messenger RNA, 1098 nt
Organism: Naumovozyma castellii
Lineage: Eukaryota; Fungi; Ascomycota; Saccharomycetes; Saccharomycetales; Saccharomycetaceae
Gene: NVJ1
Product: Nvj1p
Exons: 1
Coding region: 1-1098 (365 amino acids)
Source: RefSeq, a predicted model, not a curated record